This is a messenger RNA of Sphaerulina musiva SO2202, 2027 nucleotides long. Its product is annotated as t-complex protein 1 delta subunit. NCBI's taxonomy places the organism in Eukaryota, Fungi, Ascomycota, Dothideomycetes, Mycosphaerellales, Mycosphaerellaceae. Gene Ontology annotation, biological process: protein folding. Bases 112 to 1731 code for a protein of 539 amino acids. Gene Ontology annotation, molecular function: ATP-dependent protein folding chaperone; ATP hydrolysis activity; ATP binding. Gene Ontology annotation, cellular component: chaperonin-containing T-complex. The record is from RefSeq and is a predicted model, not a curated record. The transcript has a single exon.
CGAGCACAACACAAGAACACGCUUUCAUACUCCGCACAAACUGCACAACCAUCUCUCCGCGGACGCUGUCGAUACUACGAUCUCACCACGACUGCUGCCUCCGCUGUCGACAUGGCGCAAGGAGCGCCCAACGCCGGCAACAAUGCCUUCAAGGACAAGGCCAAGCCGCAGGCCGUUCGCGAAGCCAACAUCACAGCUGCCAGAGCCGUCGCCGAUGCAAUUCGAACUUCUCUGGGCCCGCGUGGUAUGGACAAGAUGAUCCAGACGGGCAAGGGUGAGACCAUCAUCACCAACGACGGCAACACCAUGCUCCGCGAUUUGGGCGUGAUGCAUCCUGCGGCAAAGAUGCUCGUCGACCUGGCCAACGCUCAAGACAUCGAAGCAGGCGAUGGUACAACCUCAGUGGUCGUGAUCGCUGGCAGUCUGCUCGGCGCUGCCGAACGUCUGCUGGCAAAAGGCAUCCACCCCACCAUCAUCAGCGAGAGUUUUCAGAGAGCAGCAGCUCGUGCGGUCCAGAUCCUGAGCGACAUCUCUGUGCCUAUUGACCUUGCAGAUCGACAAACACUCCUCAAGGCUGCAUCUACAUCGCUCUCCUCCAAGAUCGUGGCGCAGGAGCCCAAACUUGCACCGAUGGCUGUCGAUGCCGUGCUACGGACCAUCAACCCAAACAACGCACAAAACGUGGACCUUCGCAACGUCCGCAUUCUCAAAAAGGCGGGAGGGGUCAUUGACGACUCAGAGAUGGUAGAUGGGCUGGUAUUGAGUCAGCAGGCGAUCAAGAGUGCUGGAGGUCCAACGCGGAUAGAGAAGGCCAAGAUCGCCCUCAUUCAGUUCCAGCUGAGCCCGCCGAAACCAGAUAUGGAGAAUCAGAUUGUUGUCAACGACUACAGGCAGAUGGACAAGAUCCUCAAGGAGGAGCGGACAUAUCUGCUGAACAUGGUCAAGAAGAUCAAGAAGGCGAAGUGCAACGUCCUCCUUAUCCAGAAGAGCAUUCUGCGGGACGCGGUCAACGACCUGAGCUUACAUUUCCUAUAUAAGCUCGGCAUUCUCGCCAUCAAGGACAUCGAGAGGGACGAAGUGGAGUUCAUCUGCAAGUCAACGGGCUGCAAGCCUAUUGCUGAUAUCGAUUCUUUCACUGAGGACAAGCUUGGAUCUGCCGAUCUGGUCGAGGAAGUGUCGAAUCUAGGAUCCCGCUACGUGCGUGUGUCGGGCGUCAAACACACAAAUGCCAAUGCCCCCAAGACUGUGUCCAUUGUGGCGCGAGGAGCGAACCCAUUGAUUCUGGAUGAGGCCGAGCGCAGCUUGCACGAUGCCAUGUGCGUCAUUCGCUGUCUUGUCAAGAAGCGGGCUCUUUUGCCUGGUGGUGGCGCCCCAGAAAUGGCCGUCGCGACUAAACUGAGCCAAGAUGCUCUCACCUCACAGUACCCAGACAGCGUAUGCUUCAAGGCAUUUGCGGAUGCCCUUGAGAUCAUUCCGGUAACCCUGGCUGAGAAUGCAGGUCUCAACAGUAUCAAGGUUGUCACAGAACUAAGAGCACGUCACGCAAAGGGCGAGGCAAACGUGGGUGUCAGCAUCAAGCGAGGCGGCGUGGGCGUAAUGGGAGGAGACGACAAGAGCGCUACUGGCGAAGGCGUGAUGCAACCGCUGCUCGUCAGUACUAGCGCUUUCGAGUUGGCCAGCGAGACCGUGAAGAUGAUUCUCAGGAUCGACGACAUUGCCUUGUCGAGAUAAUGAUUGAUCAUGAUCGUGCGGUUUGCUUCUUGCCGGAUGGGACUGAUGGAGUCGUCUGGAAAAGGACGCGCUGCUGGCGCGAUGGGAGGUGCGGUAUUUAGACUGGCUUGAGCCUUGCCAGAGAAGCAGAGAUGUGCCUGCUUUGAGCACAUGGUCUCAUUGUGAAGUUAAAAGUCCUGAGAGUCUGGUGUGGCCGAUCCUGCAUUAUCAUGAUGCAAGGAAUAAUGAGGUUUCCGAGACCGAUCGCUAUAUUGAUGUAGCCAUAGCCACAGCCAAAGCCAAUGACCGAGCAGAGC